Armigeres subalbatus is the source of this 773-nucleotide messenger RNA. RefSeq names its product mitochondrial pyruvate carrier 2-like. The coding region runs from base 186 to 545 and encodes 119 amino acids. Gene Ontology annotation, biological process: pyruvate import into mitochondria. Gene Ontology annotation, cellular component: mitochondrial inner membrane. Gene Ontology annotation, molecular function: pyruvate transmembrane transporter activity. NCBI's taxonomy places the organism in Eukaryota, Metazoa, Arthropoda, Insecta, Diptera, Culicidae. The record is from RefSeq and is a predicted model, not a curated record. The transcript has 3 exons.
GUGAGACGUCUUCGGUUCGGAUACUUCAGAUUCGUGCGAUCUGAUGUUGAUGUUGUUUUUGGUUUGUUUUUGCUUAUUUGAUAAGGAUUUACAUUACGUUAACCAUCAGGAGAGUAAAGUCGCGAAAUUUAAUUGCGUGAAUCGUGAACAGCUAGUAAGUACUGUUGAGUGUUGAACUGUGGAAAAUGUCGAAAAUAUACAAUGGCCUGGUUAAUACAGCUGAUCGCUUUGUACCGAACUCAAUGAGACCUCUCUGGAAUCACGCAGCGGGUCCGAAAACUGUUUUCUUUUGGGCUCCUGUUUUUAAAUGGGGUCUAGUCAUAGCUGGUUUGAGUGAUCUCCGUCGUCCAGCUGAUCAGCUAUCCGUGUCUCAAUCUGCUUCGCUGGCUGCCACUGGUUUGAUAUGGUCUAGAUAUUCACUAGUUAUUAUUCCGAAAAACUAUGGACUAUUCUCCGUGAAUGUGUUUGUUGCUUUAACUCAGUUGGCUCAGUUAUACCGUGCUUGGGAUUACUCUAGGAAAAACCCAACCCCAAUAGAAAAAUAAUCAAUCUUUUGAGAGUUCUACAAAAACCAAAUUGAGAGGAUCAGAAACCACAUGGAGCAAAUUUUUCUACAAAAGUGUUAUAUUUAAAUGUUUGUUGGCUUCGUCGAAACGCAAGAGUGAUGGAAAAAUAAAGGAAACGGGUUAUCUUAUCGAAUUUUAUUGCAAGGGGUUAAAAUAUUCUGUACAAACUACAAUGCAUUGUGCAAAUAUAAAUUGAGAGAAGUUUAA